CUUAACUCUCCGCCAGGCGGCAGCUAAUCUAAGACGAGACCAAGUGAAAACCAUUGCAGUCGGGGCGGGGCCCGGGGUCAACAUGACCGAGCUAGGGGUUAUCGCUCAAGGUCGCCUUGAUCACGUGUUCCAGGCUGACGUCCCUCGGCUGCAUGAACUGGUGGAGGCCAUUGGGGCCACAGUCUGUGCAGGGAAGAAAGACACGUGUCAGUGGAGUAAGUGGGGAGAGUGUGAUGCGCCGUGUGGCGGAGGGAUACGUAUUCGUACGCGAGGAGAAGAAAGUCCCUGCUGUGAUGAGUGUUUAAGGAAGCUGGACGUCCAAUCGUGUAAUCGCCAUGCAUGUCCAUAAGGAAGAACUCUUUACUGGGCUUUUCAAGAUGUUUGAAGAAUAUUAAAUGACCAGUUUGCCAGUGUUUAAAUAUUAUAUACACACACACAUUACUUGGGAUAUCCUACGUUUAAUUUGACUUCAAUGGAAAUUGUUUGUUCUUGGUAAUAUUUUACAAAAUGUGUCUUCAGUGACCGAUAACUUGCCAUUAAAAUUAAUGUGACACCAUUUGUGCAUUUGUUGUCAUUCAAAUGGAGAAAAUUCAGUACUGACCAAAAGAAAUAAAAUGAAUAUGUCUCU
Lingula anatina is the source of this 628-nucleotide messenger RNA. RefSeq names its product matrilin-1. The record is from RefSeq and is a predicted model, not a curated record. Lineage: Eukaryota; Metazoa; Brachiopoda; Lingulata; Lingulida; Lingulidae.